GUGUCUAGCUUGGGCUGGUGUGGUGUAAGCCUCUUCUCAGCCUCCUUCCUGCUGCUGCUGAAAGUAAACAGCAUGGCUUACAGUGCGAAGAUCGGCCCGUCCAUCCUGAGCAGUGACCUGUCCUGCCUGGGCAGCGAGUGUGUAAGGAUGAUGGAAUGUGGGGCAGAUUAUCUGCACCUGGACGUCAUGGACGGACAUUUUGUCCCAAAUAUUACAUUUGGUCACCCUAUGGUAGAGUGUCUGAGGAAGACAGUGGGCCAGGAUCCAUUCUUUGACAUGCACAUGAUGGUGUCACGACCCGAGCAGUGGGUGAAGCCUAUGGCAGCAGCAGGAGCCAACCAGUACACAUUCCACUUAGAGGCCACCACCAACCCUGGAAACCUCAUCAAGGAAAUACGAGAGAGUGGCUUGAAGGUUGGUUUGGCUAUAAAACCAGGUACCACCGUGGAAGAGCUGGCACCUUGGGCGAAACAGAUUGACAUGGCUCUGGUCAUGACUGUGGAGCCAGGCUUUGGAGGACAGAAGUUCAUGGAGGACAUGAUGCCCAAGGUGUCCUGGUUACGGAGCCAGUUCCCUUCUUUAGACAUUGAAGUGGACGGAGGCGUCGGACUUGAAACCAUUCACAAGUGUGCAGAGGCAGGAGCCAACAUGAUUGUGUCCGGCAGUGCUGUGAUUGGCAGCGAUGACCCUCGCUCUGUCAUUGCUCUCCUGCGAACUGCAGUGGCCGAAGCCAUCCAGAAACGCUCACUGGACCGCUGAGGACCGAAGCUGCUCCUGGGUCUCAAAUUCUACCUGUCUGUCAAAGCAGCUCCUCACAGGCAAUGGUACUGGACACACAGGUAAUGAAACCUGAACCACUACGGCUUUGACUGGUGCCUCUGCAGAGUCCAACUAAAGACUUGACCAAACUGAUCAAAGUUAAUCACUCAGAGAAUGGGCUGAACCUACUUUCUGAUACCACAUCUGGUAACAUUCCUGUGUCUUUUGUCUCAUACUGUAGUUCAGCUGAUAAGAUCAGAGUUUCUGGAUAAUUAUUUAAUCAUUAUUGUUUAUUAUUUUCCAACAAUUUACAGACUUAAUGCUGUGUGAGAAGGAAACAACUGUACACAACAUCAAUGAAAUUUGGUUUUGCAUAAAAUUUUGUUUAGCCCAG
Cynoglossus semilaevis (tongue sole) is the source of this 1153-nucleotide messenger RNA. RefSeq names its product ribulose-5-phosphate-3-epimerase (gene rpe). Gene Ontology annotation, molecular function: D-ribulose-phosphate 3-epimerase activity. Lineage: Eukaryota; Metazoa; Chordata; Actinopteri; Pleuronectiformes; Cynoglossidae. Bases 73 to 759 code for a protein of 228 amino acids. Gene Ontology annotation, biological process: carbohydrate metabolic process; pentose-phosphate shunt. The record is from RefSeq and is a predicted model, not a curated record. The transcript is spliced from 6 exons.